Messenger RNA from Aspergillus pseudoviridinutans, 1977 nucleotides. RefSeq lists its product as uncharacterized. Bases 1 to 1977 code for a protein of 658 amino acids. The transcript is spliced from 3 exons. NCBI's taxonomy places the organism in Eukaryota, Fungi, Ascomycota, Eurotiomycetes, Eurotiales, Aspergillaceae. The record is from RefSeq and is a predicted model, not a curated record.
AUGGCGCGUGCUUCCCUGUACGCUACCUUGUUACUGGCGGCAGCGGCUAGAGCACUCGUUAGCCCGGAAAGUUCCAGCCCCCAUGGUGGGUCUGGCGUGCUCUUGCUGGAUGCGAUGCCAUUGCAGGAAGCUAUGAACAGCUGCAACAGUCUUGGCGAGUCACUGUGGAAGUCAACUGCGGGAUUUGACAGCAUACAAAAUGAUCUGAACUAUCUUGUCUUCCAAAAGAGAUACGCCGACGACCAGAGAUACUGGAUUGCUCCAGUCCAAGGUACACCGUCUACCGUAGAUGUGGGUGGUCGCGUGAAGAAGGCUCCCGCAAAUGAGCAUUUUCCAGUACUUUGUACACAGACUGCCCCUUACUCUACGCCCGAUAAAAUUGAUACGAACACCACCUGGCAGGUCACAGUCAACUCUAACAGCCAGCAUCUCACUGGUGUCCGAGAUCGAUUCAGCUUUCGCUUUCUCGGUAUUCGCUACGCCGAAGCACCAAAGCGUUGGGCCUACUCUAAGGACUUCGAAGGAAACGCCGAUCAUGCGUCUGCUCUUGACUACGGUUCCCAAUGUGUCCAGUGGGCAAGCGGCUCAGAAGACUGUUUCUUUCUUAACGUCUGGACUCCGUAUCUGCCGAAUCCCAAAGCCGACUGUGGCAAGAGACUGAAGCCUGUGAUGUUUUGGAUCCACGGCGGCGCAUUCAUAGGCGGUACGGGCAGUGAUACCACUUUCGAUGGAGCUAAUCUUGCAUCAAGAGGUGAUGUGGUUGUUGUCACUAUCAAUUACCGCCUGGGCACUCUCGGUUUCCUCGCUUUGGACGAUCGGAAGACAAAGGGAAACUACGGACUGGCAGAUCAGAUUACCGCGCUGGACUGGGUUCGCCGCAACAUCAAAGACUUUGGUGGGGAUCCUAAUCAAAUCACUAUUUUCGGACAAUCGGCCGGAGCUGGAUCGGUCCGGGCAUUGUUGGCAUCGCCCAAAGCUCGAGGCAAGUUUGCGGGUGCGAUCAUGCAGAGCAAUCUCGGGGGAGUGACCGGGACGACGUACUCGAAGUACUACACUAUUGAGCAAGAGAUGGAAGUUGCCGGCAACGCCAUUCUCAGCGAAACGAAUUGCACGCAUGCUGCGUCACAGCUCGAAUGUCUACGGGCCGUUCCAGCAACAACGAUCUCCACCCUCAGAGAUACUGCACGCUACCUCGUUGUAGAUGGCGAGUACCUCACGAGCUCGGAGCUCAAUCUGAAAGACUCAAGAUCUACUGCGAGCGUGCCUCUGAUGCUAGGAACGACGAGAGAUGACGGUGCUGCCAUGAUAGGCUAUCCCAGAGCAGGAGAAACAAUCAGCCAGUUCCUGAGCGAGACGGGUCUGCCGCCAACAGUUGCCCCAAGUCCAGCGUUCCCUAUACCCUCCGGAUCCAACCAGACACUUGAUAUCUUCAAUACAACGGCAAGAGUGGCCACCAACGGGGGGUUCCGCUGUAUCGACCAAGCAACUGCAUACGCUGGAUUUGCCAACAAGAUAUUCCCCGAAAUCUACUUCUACGAGUUCAACCGCACCUACCAGUUGACCGGCUGGUCGCCCAAUCCUCCUCUGUGCCAACCUCCCGUGACAUCGGCGUAUCCCAACGGCGAUCCCAAUGGAGAAUAUUUCAAGUGUCACUCCGGGGAACUGUAUUACGUGUUUGGCAACGUGGUUCGGGAAGGCCUUGCACUGAGGGAUGAAUACGAUUUGCCAUUCCAGCAGUUUGUGCUGGACUCUUGGGCUAGUUUUGCCCGAACGUUCAAACCGACGCCGGACGUCAGAUACACGACGGCAAGGGGAUACGUCAACACAACUCGACACGUUGAAAUGGCUGGCCAGUGGACGCCGUUCAAGCACGAUAACUACCGGCUUCAGCGUUUGCAGUGGCCGUCUGCUAUGGCGGAUUUGGAUGAAAUUGAGCAGUGUCGUGCCCUGGAUUUACCUCUUGAGUAUCUUGACUAG